GAGUUUUUGUUAAUAGAAUACAUAAUCAUAAAAGGAGAUAACUCUUGUCCUUGUAUUCUACUAUUUGUCGCCUUAUCAACAAGUCUUUCAUCUACAUAGCUACAAGACCAACCUACAAUGGUGAAGUUCUUUCUGUUAUGUUUAUUCCUUACGACAAUAUUGUGUUCGUGGGCUGACUCAAGCCCUGAAGUAGCAGUAUUGCAGGGUAAGGUCCUAGGAAAAUACAUCGAAACUAUUUCGGGGCGAAAAAUAGCAGCUUUCUUGGGGAUACCGUAUGCAGAACCGCCUGUUGGAAAUCUAAGAUUCAGAGAACCAGUUCCAUCAAAACCAUGGCCAGGAUUGCUCAAUGCAACAAGUGUACCCAACGACUGCCUUCAGUACAGUCAUUAUUACUACAAAAUGGAUGAUCCCGUUUACGGAUCAGAAGAUUGUCUGUACCUGAAUGUUUAUGUCCCAGAGAGUCCAAAUGUACAUAAAACUAAUUCUCUGCCCGUCCUCAUUAACAUACAUAGCGGAGCAUUUAUGUUUUUAUCUGGGUCGACAAGUGGACCUGAGUAUUUGUUGGAUCACAAUGUUAUUUUAGUCACUAUGAACUACAGGCUUGGCAUUUUAGGAUUUUUAAGCACUGAAGAUGACAUCCUACCUGGUAAUAAUGGUCUUAAAGAUCAGAAUCUUGCCCUGAAAUGGGUUUACGAUAAUAUAAAAGCAUUUGGAGGAGACCCUGGCGAAAUUACCUUGUCCGGAUUGUCUGCAGGAGCUGCUAGUACCCAUUAUCAUAUUCUUUCUUCAAGGAGCAAAGGUUUGUUCAAACGUGCUAUAAUCCUUAGCGGAUCAGCACUUUGCCACUGGGCGCAGACCGAAAAUUCAAAAGGCAAAGCUGAAACGAUUGCAAAUGAAAUGGGAUGCCCUGUAUAUGACACAGAAAAAAUGGUCGAUUGCCUGAGGAACCGGCCUGGCAAACAAAUUGUCCAACUGACAAAAUUAUUCAUGCCGUGGCUUUACAAUCCAUUUACACCAUUUGGACCAGUGAUCGAACAUAACAGGAAUAACGCAUUCAUUGACAAACUUCCCUCUUAUCUGAUUCGUAACAAAAUGGUCAAUGAUGUACCCAUUUUGUUUUCACUCACUGAAGACGAAGGACUUUAUCCAGGAGCUGAGAUUUUAGCUUAUCCAAAAGAAGUGGAAUAUUUAAAUGACAACUGGGAGACAGUGCUUCCACAUCUUCUUGAUUUCAAUUUUACUACCCACAUUAAUAAACAGUCGGCAGUUAGCAAAAUUAUUAGAAACGAAUAUUUUGGAGCUUACCGAGUGCAAGAUAAGAAAAAAGCACUUAUUGAGAUGAUUGGGGAUAGAGUGUUUAAAGUGCCUGUAUCGUUAACUGCCUUGUAUCACGCAAAAUAUCUUUCUUCUGAUGUUUACACAAUCCAGUUUUCAUAUUUGGGCAAAACUGGCCUGCAAGAACGCUUCAAUUUAUCGAGGGAUGUCUAUUCAGGUACAAGUCAUGCUGAUGACCUGUUUUAUGUUCUCAGAGCUGAAGAUGUGAAUUUUGACCAUAUCAAAGAGUCAUUGGAAAUGUCAAAAAGAAUGGUCAAUUUGUGGAUGACCUUUAUUACUGGGAAACCUUUUAAAAAAAAAUUGUUGCCACUGAAGAAGACUUUACCUGAUUAUUCCUAUUUGAAGGUUAAAAGUGCCAAUCCUAUGGACGAUGAGUUCAUUACAGAUCCAAAUUAUGGCAGAAUUCGCUUUUGGAGAAAGGUUAAUUUUCAUGAAGAUUCACGAUACAAUUUCAUAGAAAGGCCUCAUGAUGAAUUGUGAAGUUUUCAUGACCCUGGUGUUUUGUAUAGUGCCAAAAUACUACAACUUAAAAGUUAUGAAUACAAUUAAAAGGUGUCAUUCUUUAAAUAAUUAAAAUGUAACUUUUAAAUAAAUGUUAAAUAGAUUAUAGAUGGAAUAAACAAAUGGAACCAUCAAAUAAUUAAAUGUGAUAAGUAUUGCUGUAAUACAUUUUUAACUUAAUCAAAAAAUUUCAAUUUGGAUAAAGGAUGUAGGCUUGUCUGAGUAUUAACAUUAUGUUAAAGGACAUCAACACAUAAUAAAAAUGAAUGUCUUUAAAAUAAAUGCUAUUUUUACAAACAGGUGUAAA
Molecule: messenger RNA, 2143 nt
Organism: Cimex lectularius (bed bug)
Lineage: Eukaryota; Metazoa; Arthropoda; Insecta; Hemiptera; Cimicidae
Product: venom carboxylesterase-6-like
Exons: 10
Coding region: 118-1815 (565 amino acids)
Source: RefSeq, a predicted model, not a curated record